Molecule: messenger RNA, 2156 nt
Organism: Xyrichtys novacula (pearly razorfish)
Lineage: Eukaryota; Metazoa; Chordata; Actinopteri; Labriformes; Labridae
Source: the annotation of a GenBank genome assembly
GCACUAAAGUCAGGAGUCAGAAAGGUUCACAUGAGGCUCAGCUCUUCAGUUUGGUGAGUGUUCAGUGUGACUUUGUCCUUGUUUUUGUUUUGUUUUGUUUUGUUUUGUUUUGUUUUGUUUUGUUUUGUUUUAAUGGAUGUGCUUCAUUUUACUCAAAGUUUCUGCAAACUUUCCUCACUGUUUGAGGAUUCGUUUUUUUCCCCACAGAGAAACUUGAAAAGUGAGCAAAUACAAAACUGCACGGUAAAAGUCAACAUAUUAGUUUAAAGUGAGAGUACUUUAACUUCAUUACAGCAAUAUUUCAAGUACUAGAAGUUUAAAUGCCGGGAGACCGCAAACUACAAGAACUAAAUGACAGUUCCACUGUGCGCAAUAUUUUGCUUUCUGUAAUACCUCAACCAAAUACUUACCAUUUAACAGCGUCUGUAGUUUCUCCGAUGACAAAGUAGUCAAAUGUUGUAAGAAGACAAACAUUGUUGUCAUAAUUUGACGAUUCUUGAUACUCACUAGUGCAGAAAGUCGCUCACUGGGAAGUUGUCACCGUGCGUAAAGUGUGCGUAAAAUAUGAAUAAGUGUGCGCAAAGCUAAAACCAAAACUCAAACUGAUGGCUUUGCUCUUCCUUUCAGCAGACUUUUUGUCCCUUGCUGUAGUCUGCACUGAAAAUGGAGCUCAUGGAAAACUCUACAGCUUCACCUCAACGGAUCGCCUCAACGCAGAGCAACGCGAACUCCGCAGAUGUUAAAACCGGCGGGAACGCAUCCCUCUACAUAUUAAUAGUCAUGUCUUUCUACGGAGUCUUCCUCUGCGGCAUCAUGCUGGGCUACUUUCGCUCCAAAAGAAGAGAGAAGAGGAGAGUCAAUAUCUUCACGCGCCUUGUGCACGAGGAGGAGGAGCGGGAGUGGGGCGCUCUGCCCAAAAAACACAGCCUCACCUUCCCCACAGCUGUCUCGGGACUUCAGUCAAUGCAGGUGUCCUUGCCGUUCUGUGGUAACCAUAGCAACCACUUUGGACACCUCCGCUACGAGGGCGCGCUGCCCUCCCCGCUCGCAUGCGCGCUGUGCACGGAGCAGAGCAGCGUAAGCUCCCUGUGCUCGUCCGCGGACACGCGCUUCGCCAUAGAGGAGGAGACGGACAGCGGCACGGCGGAGGAGCAGGAGGAAAGCAUGAAGGGAGGAUCCGAGAACAGCGGAGAUGAUUCAGGCUGAUCACCGAGCAGGAAGACUGUGAUUUAACCUGAGGAGAAGAAGAAGGAGGAACAAACGAGAAAAGGAGAGGAGGAACAUCAGCCGGAGGAAAGCCCAGAGGGAGUCUUCAUUACACAGCUGCACAGACAGUCCAAAAACCAGCAUAAACUAUUUGUGUCCAAAGAAAACUCCUCAAACCACCAUCAUUCAUGGUUAAAGACAGUGUCAAUACCAUCUAUUUUGACUGCAUGAAGACUUUGGGGCCAGUUUGGACUAGUCUCAGAUGUAUCUCUUUAUUUUGCCCAUCCAUCCAAUCAGAGAUUUACAUGCAAAAUAAUCAAUUAUUGAGCCAGGGGUGAAUCAAAUGAUGAAAAAAUUUCAUUUUCGGGUAAGCUGUAUUGAAAGCAUCUCAUACAGACAAUAUCUUAAUUUAUCUCUGUAAAGCAGCACUGCAGCAGUUCCGUCUCUUUGGUCAACAUGGACAGUUUACUCAUGAUAAGAACAUAUAGAUGAGCAAAUUAAAAACUAUGGUAUCAAAAAGAUAAAGUCAUAGCAGGAUGUGCUGGAUUUUUUUUCUUAAUCUAUGAGAAAAUCAUCUGAAAUAUCCAUUUUUUAAAACCUGUGGAGCCAUAAAAGCUACUAAAGUAUUUUCACAUCAUUUUAUUGAUGAGGGUGACUCCCCCCUGCCUGUGCUGAAGACUGACCCUGCAGCAGACAGACUCAGAGGCUGUUUGUUUGGACACAACUUGACUUGCUCUCUCCAACACGGUGUGGAGCACUGAAUUGUCCUGGAACCCACUUGAACGAUUGUCCGAAGGCUUUGACACUGUUCACACUCGGUCAGUGAUGUAGGUUUACUUGAUGAAAGCCAUGCACUGUAAAUACAGUUUGUUUUUUCACUUUGUUAGCUCUAAUUUAAAAUUGAGUCUUUGUAGUGUUUCUGAAAUAAAAAAUUAAUUGAUGCCGGCCUG